UAUUACUAGUUUGUGUUGACAUUAUUGACGUCAUUGAUAGGAUUUCCAAUUCGUCAUGUUUAUUAGCUCGGUGUUAAUGUAUUAGUGCGUAGUAGUAAUACGCACUAAUAUUUCUCAAAGGUUGUUCUUCAAAAAACUAUAUCAAAUAUUGUAUACACAAAGUAUUAAUAAAUAAAUAGGUCAAGUUAAAUAACUGCAGAACAAAAGAAAUAAAAAUGACGGCUGCUAAGUUCAGUUCGACCAAAUCCGAAGCCGAAUCUCCAUUGCUGAGGAAUUAUAAAUAUCCGGCGCGAAUAUUCGAUUCCGUGAAUUCCAUAAAAAUAUUUCGACACAGGCCCUCACUGAAUAGAUGGAUAAUAAAUUUUAUACAUUUCACGAUAAUUCUGGUCCUAUUAUUUCUUCUCACCCCACCCCUGUUAGUUUUGGUCUCGAUAUUCUCAACUAUAUUCAUGUUCACCCUUGUCGCGACCAAAGGAACACUUUUGUCGAUGACUAACCAGAUAGGUGGCUACUAUAUGCACGGUUGUGUCCUUGAAGAAGACUAUCGCGGAAGACGAAUUGGCAGGGUGGAUAUCUUCCUGACAAAAGAGAGAGGAAUAGUGUGGAUAUGGUGUUUAAUUAUAGCAUAUACCCUUCCCGAAUUAAUAAAUUCAUUCGUGUGCUCCAGAAGAGCUAGAAAUAAGCCUUCAGCUGGACAAUUUUUAUCAGUAAUUAUUCCAGAAACUUUCCACACUAUUGGAAUUGCGUUGAUGAUCUUCGCAGUCUUGCCAGAAAUAUCUCUGCCACAAGAAACUUUACCACAACAAAAUUUCAGUCGUUUCAUUUUGUUCAUAAUUUGGUGCGUGGUCGAGUGGGGACUGCACAAUCUGAUAUCGACAAUUUUUGAAAUUAAAGAUAUUAAACUCAAAAGUUUGCUGAUUGUGACCGACAUUGUGAUUUUGGGGAUUUUCUUUCGUUUCACGAUGUUCAAUCCGUUUGAUGGAAUCAAUCGUAAUAAUAGCGAUUGCUGGAUUACUAUCCUGGCAUUGGUUUUCAUUCAUGGCGGACUUUGGCAAGAUGUUUCAAAUUCUAGAUUCAGUUUUACUGGUAAUCUCUCCCCUAUUAUAAAAGCUCGUGAAAAAUUGAAUCCCGUAAAAGAUUCAAUUUUCGCAUGGGUAUCGCUUUGGAAAAUAAUUGUUUUCAUUGCAAGUUCAUUGACAAUAUUGGCAAACCAGCGUUAUAACGUAACAGAACUUUUCACAAUGGCUGGGCCUGCAUUCAGGAAUUAUAAUACAACUUUGCAGCCUUCUGACCGUAAUACGGAACCAAUUACAAUUAACGGAGGUUUACGUUUACCAAUUUUGAUCGUGUCAUUCCAAGUAAUGUUAUCUAUUGUCGUUAAUAUGAAACCUAACAGUAUAAUUUUGCGUUUCUUCCACGGAUUCGAUUUUCGAACUCGCUGGGGAUUAAAUCUUCCUGUUUUCUUCACUAUCGCAUUCUUACUCUGGUCUGAAUUCACCCGCAGUCUCGAAUGCAAUUUACUUUACAAUGAGGACAAGUUACAGCACUUUAUGUAUUUCUUACAAGACUUCAGAACAUCCGAAAAAUUCAUAAAAAUUUUUUCCCUCGAUCAUUGGGAAAACGGGGACGCUCUUAUACUGAAAAUUUCUUUCUGCUGGAUUUUAUUGCACUUCCUUUUCCGAUCACGAAUAAACGCUAUUAUGGAAACCGCAAAAGAACUUGAAAAACUUGAAACUAAAACUUCGCAAGAAGUUACAGUGAUUUCAAAAGACGAAACUGUUAAGGAAGAGAAAAAAUUUGAAUGUUGAUUAAGAAGAGUUUUCUUUAAUAAAUACAAAAACUCACUCAGAAAUUCAAUUACCUCAUUAAAUCUAAGUAAAAGCCGUCAAUUUUCUAAUAUAUUUUUUAUAAAAUACUUGACAAUGUCGAUUAUACAGUUGUAUUUAAUUAUUUUAUGAA
Messenger RNA from Microplitis mediator, 1959 nucleotides. RefSeq lists its product as uncharacterized. The record is from RefSeq and is a predicted model, not a curated record. The transcript is spliced from 5 exons. NCBI's taxonomy places the organism in Eukaryota, Metazoa, Arthropoda, Insecta, Hymenoptera, Braconidae. Bases 216 to 1808 code for a protein of 530 amino acids.